Eruca vesicaria subsp. sativa (arugula) is the source of this 1320-nucleotide messenger RNA. The record is from the annotation of a GenBank genome assembly. NCBI's taxonomy places the organism in Eukaryota, Viridiplantae, Streptophyta, Magnoliopsida, Brassicales, Brassicaceae.
AUGGCGCAGAUGCACCGAGAAGAUGCUGAAUCCGUCACGACGGAUAAGAAAGUCUUAGACGGAGGAGGAGGAGGAGGCGGCGGAUCUUCCGCGUCAUCGUUCAAAUUCAACGCUGAGGCACCGGAGUUCGUACCGCAAUCGCGUGCCGCCGUAACUACACCGCAGGUUUCUCCGAUCUCCGGUUACUUUUAUCCUUGCUUUCACUACAGCGACGGAGGAGGGACGGCCGUCGGCUCUCAGGCGUCGGAUUGGUUCUUCGUCGGAGGAGGAGAUCCUGGUCAGCAUCAGCACAUUCAUGAUCCGGCGGCUGCGUAUUACGUUCCGAGUCCGGCGGUUCAGUUUCCGGUGAAUCAGAACUCUUCUUCUUCUUCGUUGCUUUCCGAUGAUCUUCGUCUUAAGAUCGUCAAACAGGUAGAGUACCAAUUCACGGACAUGAGUCUCCUAGCCAAUGAGUCCAUCUCCAAGCACAUGAACAAAGACCCUGAAGGCUAUGUGCCAAUAUCUUACAUUGCUUCGACCAAGAAGAUCAAGGCUUUGACAAGUAACCACCAUUUAGUAUCAUUGGCUCUACGCUCUUCCUCUAAGCUUGUCGUGAGUGAAGACAACAAGAAAGUUAAGCGUAAAGUUCCAUUUACUGACAGAGACAGAGAGGAUUUGCAGGGCCGAACUGUUGUUGCAGAGAAUUUGCCAGAUGAUCACUCUUACCAGAACCUUGAGAAGAUCUUUGGAGUUGUUGGAAACGUUAAAGCGAUUCGAAUCUGUCAUCCUCCAGAAUCAAACUCCUCUCGUCCUAAAGGAGAUUUCUUGAUGAGCAACAAAAUUCACGCACUUAUCGAGUAUGACCACACUGUUGUCGCGGAUAAAGCUGUGGAGAAGCUGAACGAUGAAAGAAACUGGAGGAAAGGACUUCGUGUGAGGCUGCUUCUUAGAUGCUCGCCCAAAUCAGUCCUCAAGCACAGAAGAAACUUUGAUGGCAUCCUCAUAGAUGAUGAAAGUCCAUAUGAAUCAGGAGAAGAGUCUCCACGUCUCCAUUUAACCGAGCAUCAGCUUGAUAACGACGGUGAUGACACCAAUCUUGGAGGACUAUGGGGAAAAGGGAGAGGAAAAGGAAGAGGACGAUCUCCAAGAAGCUAUGCGAUAGGAGGAGGAGAACGUAGCUUGGGGAUAGGGUUAGGACUCAGCCUCGGCCCAAUGUCACCGAGCCUAGGCCUACACGGAUCUUCGUCUCCAAAAACAGCAACAAAGGGACCAAGGAUGCCUGAUGGAACAAGAGGCUUCACCAUGGGACGUGGCAAACCCGUUAAUCUCAGUCUUAUCUAA